UUAGUAUCCGUCGAACCGCCGGCGUUGCUAGUCGUUGGUGUACCAGUUCGUUUUAAUUUUCUUUUUAAAAUGUUAAGUUUGUCGGCAAUCGGGGUGUUGUUGGCGCUAUGUGGGGGUGCCUUCAGCCACACGUACCACCUGGGCGCCUGUCCCGUGGUCGAGCCCAUGCCAGGGUUCGAAAUGAACAAGCUAUUGGGCGUAUGGUACGUCAUUCAGAAGACUUCGACGGCAUCGCACUGCCUCACGUACAACUACACAAAGACCGACGAACCGGGAAAAUAUGAGAUAGAACAAGUUUCACAACACUUUAUCCUGGGACUGACCCCUCUGAAACAUGACUACAGGUACACGGGAACACUGAGGGUAAUCGACCCAGCUGUGCCCGCACGUAUGAAAGUGAACUUCCCGCUUAGUGUGGCCGGUUCCGCGAGCUACACAGUGGUGAUGACGGACUACACCUCCCACGCCGUGAUCUUCACGUGCCAGAAGCUCGCGUUCGCUCACCGCCGCUCCGCCACCAUUUUGUCCAGGACCAAGGACCUAGAUAGGAUUUACGUUGACAAGAUGCGCAGUAAGUUGGCAGCCAACGGCAUAGACCCGUACGACUUGUCCAUCAUCUCCCAGACCGAGUGCCCCGCCCAAAACGGCUCAGAGGGGGUCAACAUCAACAUUGAACCAGACACGUUCUCCUCGCAUAACAUUGGACAGGCUGUCAGGAAAACCGGCAGUGCUAUCGCCGAUGGCGUGGAAUACGUAGUGGAGGCAGGCAAGACAGUCUACCACAAAGUAGCCGACAGUAAGGAGGACCUCACCGAGACCCCAAAUGGCCGCUCGCACUCACUGAAGGACGAAGUCGAGUGGUUGCCCUGAGUGUCAACCAAUAGGGUAGGACCAAGUACAAAUAACCAAAGUACGUCGAUAUUUGACUGAUAUUACUCGUAGUUAUAACUUAUAUUUAAGUUAAAAGUAUUUUUUAAACACAUGGACAAGCUUUUUUUCUGAAAUAACAUGAGAUAUUAUAAUUUGUGGGUUUUGUCCUUUCCGAUCUUAGAGCUAGAAAUCCAUGCGUGGCAACCACAUACUCAGUAUAUUUAGGCUACAUUGCAACACCGUUAAAACAGUGUUGCUAUAAAUAAAAAUUGUUAUCAGUUAUGAAAUUUAUUCACACUUAAUUUUGAUUUAAUUGUCAUGUGUAGUGGCCAGUAAAGAAACUCAAAUGCAUUUUACUUUUAUAAUAUCUUCCCUUAUACAUAAUACUCAUAGAUAAUGGUAUUUAUUGUAACUAGAUCGAGUCUCGUAAUGUUAAAUGAGCUUAUUUAGGACCUAUAUGUAUCUCAAUAGGUAGCAACAAGUAUGAUGCUAUUUCAACACGAGAAAUUAAAAAUAAACUUUAAAUAAUGA
Trichoplusia ni (cabbage looper) is the source of this 1401-nucleotide messenger RNA. Its product is annotated as apolipoprotein D-like. Gene Ontology annotation, molecular function: lipid binding. The record is from RefSeq and is a predicted model, not a curated record. Bases 70 to 870 code for a protein of 266 amino acids. The transcript has 6 exons. Gene Ontology annotation, biological process: lipid transport; brain development; tissue regeneration. Lineage: Eukaryota; Metazoa; Arthropoda; Insecta; Lepidoptera; Noctuidae.